AACACAGAUCGGCGUGGGUUUUGGUGGAUAUAUUUGUUGAUGGCGUGGGUCUACUUGUUGUUUUUGAGUAUUCGAUCAGAAAAUAAUUGUCUGCAGAGGACAGGCUUCACAAAGAUAUUGAAACAAGUAUAUGAGAAGUUUGUAAUUACCACUAGCUGUAUUUUAUCUUGUUUCCCAGUGAAAAGACAGUGUUUUAGGGUCAAGCUGGUGCUCAUCAAUAAGAACCCCUUUCAUCAUUGUCAAGGAUGACACAACAGUAUAGCCUGCGGUGGAACAACCACCAGCCAAACUUCAUAUCAAUGUUCACGUCGUUGCUGAAUAGUCAGACGUUGGUGGACGUCACGCUGGCGGCGGAGGGGCAGCAGCUGAAGGCACAUAAACUGGUGCUCUCCGCUUGCAGCACAUACUUUCAUUCUUUGUUCGUGGACAACCCGUCGCGACAUCCGAUCGUGAUACUGAAAGACGUGACGUUCGCCGACCUGCGCACUAUGGUCGACUUUAUAUACUACGGGGAGGUGAACGUGACAGAGGAUCAGCUUCCCAAGGUGCUGGACACCGCCAAGAUGCUGAAGGUGAAGGGCCUCACGGAGAUGCCGGACUCGACGUCGCUGACGCGCGCGCACGGCUCCAUGGACGCGCCGCGCGCCGACCCGCCCCCCUCACCGCCCUCCUCGCCGACGGCCAGGCGGAAGAGACGUAGGAGAAGUUCUAAUGGGUCCACGUGUAUCGCGUUGGAGGGCGAACGUGCGGAAGAAGCGCCCACCAUGGACAUGUGUCGCGGGGGCGGCGGUGGGGGCGCGGGCGCCGGCGUCGGGGGUGGCGGCGGCGGGGGCGGGGGCGCGGGCGGGGCAGGCAGCGGGGGCGACACGGUCACACUGAGCAGUGUGCCGCAACAGAAACGAGACUACGACGAACGCAUCGAGAACAUACAACCGGCGACCGAUAACAUGAACGUAGAACCGCUGGACAUGGAGGCGAACGAAGCUAUGGCGCAACAAGGCUGGACCAUGAUGGAGCACCACGGCUACACGCGAUACACCAACGCAUGUUUCGGCGGGCUGCAGCAGGACGCCAACGGGGCGCUGUAUAUGGGCGGGGUGGUGGGGGGCAAACAGCUGGGCGAGUACGGCGGCGAGCAGCUCGGGGAGUACGGGGCGGGGCUGGUGGGGUCGUCGGCGGGGCCCGCGCUGCCCGCGCCCGCGCCGGAGCCCCCCGCGCCCCGCCGCCGCCGCACCACCAACCCGCAGGCCGAACAGAACUUCCAGCGGGCACUGGAGGCGGUGCGCUUCGGCGGCAUCGGAUUCUGCAAAGCGGCCCGCCUCUUCGGAGUCAACAACCGCACUCUGUGGCUCGAAUACAAGAAACGAGGGUACCCGAACACGCGGCCCAGCAUCAAGAACAGAAUAAAGCGCGAGAACAACACCCCCGACCUGAAGGAGGAGCUGCAGACUAAGCAAGAGCAGCAGAUGCUGUUCUGUCCGCCGGCGAGCUGUGCCCCGGUCAGCUGUCCACCGGUGCCGGUAGGCUUCAUCGAGUCCCGCCCGGUAGACUUCCAGACGAUACCGCACACCUCGCCGCUGAACAUCCUCGGCGUCAACUUCACCGCCGCGAUGCAAUAGAACGCGGCCUGCGGCGCCCUCGGCGUCGACUCCUACGCAUUGUGACACGAGUGGGAGGGGGCGGAGCCACCCCCCGCCGCGCCCCCUCCACCACCACCACCCGCCGCCGCCGCCGUUGCCGCCGCCGCCUCCUCCGCCACAGGCACACGGGACGUAUACAUGCACGUGGCGCUCUAGGACCACUAGAGACUAGCCCACACGCACCUAGUACACUGUAACACGUCACUCUCGACAUACUUAAAAACCCAGUGCGUCUGCCCGCAGAGACCCGUAUCGUAUCACAAUACUUUAUAGUGACUUACAUUAAGUUACUUAUUAUUAUUAAGCUGAUCGACCG
Molecule: messenger RNA, 1956 nt
Organism: Diatraea saccharalis (sugarcane borer)
Lineage: Eukaryota; Metazoa; Arthropoda; Insecta; Lepidoptera; Crambidae
Source: the annotation of a GenBank genome assembly